This is a messenger RNA of Myzus persicae (green peach aphid), 826 nucleotides long. RefSeq names its product density-regulated protein homolog (gene DENR). The coding region runs from base 129 to 653 and encodes 174 amino acids. The transcript has 3 exons. NCBI's taxonomy places the organism in Eukaryota, Metazoa, Arthropoda, Insecta, Hemiptera, Aphididae. Gene Ontology annotation, molecular function: mRNA binding; translation initiation factor activity. The record is from RefSeq and is a predicted model, not a curated record. Gene Ontology annotation, biological process: formation of translation preinitiation complex; translation reinitiation.
UUCAAUUUGAACCUUAUUUUUAAAAUUUUUAAUCCGUAGUUAUUUAUCAUUGAAAUUUUAUUAGUACCUGUAAAUAAUUGUACAUAAUAAUCCACCGUUUAAAGUAACAAAAUUAUUCUUUAAGAAACAUGGCUGAAGAAGAAUCAAAUCCCAAACCUUCAUAUCCUUUGAAAGUGUUUUAUUGCGGUAACUGUUCACUUCCGCCAGAAUACUGUGACUUUUCCUCAGACACUGAUCGUUGUCGGGAAUGGCUUGAAAAGUAUUUACCUGAUGAGUUUAAUAGAAUUAUGACUUGUAGUGGGACUGCCGGAGGUGAUGACUCUGAUGAGAAAAAACGUCAAAAACGCGGUGGAAAAGGUAUGGUUAAGUCAAAGAAGAAAGAUGAUGGGCCCAAACAAGUAUGUUUAUCCAGAGCACCAAGGGGCAAAAAGAAAUCUGUUACUGUUGUAACUGGCUUGAGUACAUUUAACAUUGAUUUAAAAGUUGCCGCUAAAUUUUUCGGUUCUAAAUUUGCAUGUGGAUCGAGUGUGACAGGAGAGGAUGAAAUUGUCAUACAAGGUGAUGUCAAAGAUGAUCUGUUUGAUAUAAUACCUGAAAAAUGGCCUGAAGUUGAUGAAGAUUACAUUGAAGACCUUGGAGAUCUUAAACGGUGAUCACAACAAAAUGUAUUUAUUUUCAAUGUGAAACUAACUAUUCAGCCAUUGAAGUUUUGUUUGACUUAAGUCAAUUGAAUAAUCUUCGUUGUUGUCACCCUGAAUAUUUAAAUGUAUGAAACCAAUAUAUUGUUAUUGGAUAUAUUAUACUAUUUCCAAUCACCUAAUUGUUA